Molecule: messenger RNA, 381 nt
Organism: Vicia faba (fava bean)
Lineage: Eukaryota; Viridiplantae; Streptophyta; Magnoliopsida; Fabales; Fabaceae
Source: the annotation of a GenBank genome assembly
AUGCAAAGUUUAACAGGGGAAUUUUCACAAACAUGUAGAGCACAGGUUGGUAGGCGAAACAAAUUGUGCCGUGAGAAUGCUCGUCUGAUAAUGUGGGCAGCCAUCACACACCUGUUUGAUUCUAAUUUUGCUCUUAUUGUGAAAAUAUGUGUUCUGCAAAUUGUGGUGCUUAAGCGUGGAAUAGUGGUGCGAAGUGUGGCUUUCGCGGCCACAAAUCACGGUGAAGUGCAUCCUGGUGCGAAGAGAGAUGACGGAAAUUGGGAGUUACAGAAACAGGUGGGUUACAGUGUUGUUGUGCGUUCUGAGCGGGAUGCGGAUGUGAGCGGAGUUUUGAUGAAGGGGGUGCUGGAAUGGUUGGGUUUAAUGGGUUUGAGAUGGUGA